This is a messenger RNA of Schistosoma rodhaini, 7010 nucleotides long. NCBI's taxonomy places the organism in Eukaryota, Metazoa, Platyhelminthes, Trematoda, Strigeidida, Schistosomatidae. The record is from the annotation of a GenBank genome assembly.
ACAAGAUUAAGUUCAUAGUUGUCAUGGUAUUAUUUCUAUUUAUAAAUGGUUAGAGUACAGUAUAAAUUGACAUUCAAAUUUUGAAACAAAGACUGAACAUUGAAAAUGAUGCUAGAUCUAUUCAACCGUUUAUUUUACAUUCUGCUUGGAAUCUUACGGAUGAUAUUUCAGUUACACAAUGAACCAACACCACAGUUCAUUAAUGCAACAACAGAUUAUAUCACUACUGAAGGAAUCAUUAGUCCGACAGAAAAUGUUACCCACUCAAUGUUCACUGUACAAGAUAUCUAUAGAACAGGAAAUGAAACAGAACAAACCACAUUAAAGUUACACAAUGAACCAACACAACAACUCAUGAAUUUAACAACAGAUUAUAUCACUACUGAAGAAAUCAUUAGUCUGACAGAAAUUGUGACUCAUCCAAUGCUCACUGUAGAGGAUAUCUAUAGAAUAGGAAAUGAAACAAAAAAAACCACAUUAAAGAUAAUUCAGUCAUAUGAUAAACAAGUAACAACAUUUAUUCGUUCACCAUUAAAUCACAUUGAUUUACAAGGAAAUGUUUAUCAGCCAAAAAUAGUCCCCAGUAACAAAUUUUGUGCUUCUAAUGAUGUCCACAAUAUAAGAAAUCAAAUUAAAAGACAAAACUAUGAACGGGUUUUACAAAUUUUAUUAACACGAACAAAUGCUCAACGUCAACAUAUUGUACAUUAUUACAAAACUUUUGAAAUGUCAUUAAUAAAAGAAAUGGAGAACAUUCAACCGAAUAAUUUGAAACUAUUAAUUGAAGAUCUAUUGACAGAUACAUCAAUUUUAUUCGCAGAAGAAUUAUAUAAAGCAAUAUCUACUUCGAAUAUACAAAUCACAACCAGUCUAUUGAUUGAUUUCUGGGGUGAUGAAUUCGAUCAAGUGAAAAAUGUUUAUAAAUUAUAUUCAAAUGAAUCAAUCUGGAAGAGUAUAGAAGAAAGAUUCGGAAAACCAACAGAAGAUUUUCUACAAUGUGUAGUUCAAACAAAAAAAGUUAAAAUUAAACAAGAAACAAACGAAGAUACAUUUAGUAUACCCAUAGCUAACAUGAGUGAAGUGAAUAAAACUUUUCAUGAUUUAUUGAAACUGAAGAAUUCAGCGAAAGAUACUGAACAACAAUUGGGUAAACUUCUAUGUAAACUUAAUCCAUUUCAAUUAGAAGCAUUAGAAAUGAUGUAUCAACAAGAUUUAAAAAGAACAUUUUCUGAAGUUAUUCAACGUAGAUCAUCUGGUCAAAUGCAUGAUCUCUUGUUGUCACUUUAUACUUAUUCUGUAAACAAACCAAUGUAUUUCGCCACAUUAUUUCAUGAUGUACUUCAUAAAGAACUCAUCAGUGUGUUAACUGCUCAACGUUUACUUAUAUUGCGUUCAGAAGUAGAUUUACAAUUAGUAUGUGAUAUCUAUGAUGCAAUGUAUGGAAUAUAUUUGUCAGAUGAUGUCAAACAGAAGUACUUUGGUAAACAAGAUAAUGCAUUGACAAAUCUUUUGAAGUUAGAAGGAACACAUGUUCUUUAUUAGUCGUUAAUGUAGCCGUUUGGAUAGAACAAAUGAUUAACCAGACACAUCGAUGAUGCAUGAUAUAACAGCUAACAAAACUAGUUUGUUUGUAAAACGUAUGUGUUUGCAACUUCUUCUUUGAGAUAUAACUUUUUAUGUUGAUUAUGGUUUUCAUUCCGUCAUACAUAAUCUAUUAUUGAAUAAACCCUCUGAGUAAACUGUAGUGAGCUCUGAUCGCUGUAAACAAGAAAGAAACUAUGCGGUGGUCGAUAUCCGAUAUUAUCUUUUAACAUGGUGUAUUGUUCGUUGUGAUAACCGUUACUCGAUAACGUCCUAACGGUGUAGAAAUCAGAAGGCGAAUACGAAGGGUUGAUUGCGUUUACUAUUGGACCACACACAGAUAUCCAAAUUUACAGGCACGUUAAGCAAACAUGAAAGAGUAGUGCCGUAAAGCAGGCGAGUGAGUGGGAGAACAAUUGAUCGAGUAAGUGAGUACAGUACAGUGCACUGAACAGGCGUUCAUAAUAAAGGUACAAAAGUAUAAAUAGGUUGUUGUUGUUGUACGAAUGACUGUCCGUAAAAUAAGUUGACAAAAGGGCUUAGCCAAAUUAGAUGUAAACAAACUCAAUUCUAUGUGAGCUGCUAUAACCAUAAUCGCGAGACUUGUGGAUUAUAAAGGAAUUAUUGUUGUGCAUAAUAUUACUUCAGUUCGUGCGAACAAAAAGUCAAAGUAUUUCACUAUGAAGUUGAAUUCUAGGAGACGCUCCAACCACUCACAGGGAACUCACAAGAGACGGACAUGACCAAGCUGAUGGAUGAUCUAAAUGCCAGACUCAGAAUGGACAACAACUGUUAUGAAGAUAUCAUGUGACGACAUGAACUGGGAGGAAAAAAUGAGAAUAGUGACAGAUUUGAAAGUUUAUGUUCAUUCAAUAAAAUGAUUACAGAUGGUGGUAUAUUCCCACACAAACGUAUUCACAGAGCUACAUGGGUCUCAUCGGAUCACACUACACAAAACCAGAUCGAUCAUAUUUACAUCAGUAAAAAAAUCGGAAGAAUAAUGAGAGUCGUAAGAGCCAGAAGAGGAUCUGACAUAGUUUGAGGUCAUCACCUGGUGGUUGACAGGAUGAAACGGUGGCUGACGAAAGAACAAACAAAUGGGGAUAUAACAUAACAAAAGUUCAAUACAACAUUUAUUCUAGAUACUGACAUAAUCAACGAAUUCAGGAUAGCUCUCAAUCACAAAUUCCAAGGCCUACAAGAUCUGCUCAAAAGAGAAGAAAUUACUGUGUGAAAUGUUCUUAUGCCUUGUCACUUUGUUCAACCUUGACCUAAUUUGUCCGGUAGUUUUUGUCAUAGACGAAAUAAUGAGUGCGCACUAUUUCUGGGCUGUCAACAAAUACUUCAAAAGCCUGGUUAGUGAUUACUCACUGUUAAUCAAGUGUCACUAGUUGAUGUCGUUUUACUUUAAGAACUGAUGAGUAUUCACAACGCUGAGUGUUUACAAUUCCUAGUCGUCAGGAUGACACCAUUGUCAAACUGUAGAACAAUUAUUAGGUAGGCUAACGGCCUUAAGAUAUGUCAUAGAUGAUAAGCAUUAAGCAAUACAUAAGUACUUAGUGAUUUCCUCAUCAAUAUUAUUUUGGUUACCUACCUAUGUAACCGCAACAGUUGUUCAGGUAUCAAUUUCAUAAUGAUGAACAGCAAAUAAUAUUUUCAUACUAUACAGUAAUCGCUACUCAUAUGUGCAUUAAUUGCAGAGCGAAAUAAAACAUAUGUCUAAAACAUUGAAUCACAUUAGUAGCCGAGAUAAUAUAAAUAUUUGUUGAAGUGUAAUAUUCCGUUGGUUGCUGAAAGGCAGAUGCAAUCAUUUAUAACAAGUGAGAAGGGGUUUGUCUGAUGCACUCAGGAAAUGUCACUUCACUGCUGGUCGCUCUCUCACCUCCACAUAAAUGUCUGGUGCACUCAGACGAAUCGACGACACAACUGUGCAUACAUUGUGGAACUAUUUCCUACAUUAUAGGAAUGCUACACUUUCUUUGAAUACUCAGUAGCAGUGUAUAUAAUGAUUGUAGUUCACUUGUGUACUCUUAAGAAAAUAGAAAAAUUUCAUUGAUAGUCUUAGAAGGUUUCCGGAUUUUCUCGCAUUCGAAACAUACAAUAUAACUGAUCUACUGUUCACAAGUCCUUGAAUAGCGAAACAUUUGGCAUACAGAUUCUUCAGAUCCCACGUGAAAUGAACCGUUUUGUUCACACUUUCCAGUAUGAUUACCACUGUAUAUGUCAUUGACCAGUUACGAUACUGUUCUAAAUUCUUUGAUGUAGUAGUUUGAAUGUUUGACAGUGAAGUGAUGAGAUCCAUAUGUUUCACUUUCAAGUUCAACUACAAGAUAGGAAGCCAUGUGUUAGGACUUUCGUUCACAUUAAAACGAAUAGUUCCUUUCACACGGAAAAUAGUUUGAUCAGAAUUGCAUAAUGAUGAUUGAUGAAUAUCAAAAUAUUCGAAGAGUACAAUUACUAGAGUGGAUGACUUUCUAUGGUGGACGGUUUUGAGAUUCAUUAUUCCGAUUGUUGUUACUUGGUCAGACUGACCUAUAAUUGAAGCUAUUGAUAAUCCAUGAAACCGAUGUGUUAUUGAAGAACCAUUGAAGUGAGUACCGUAAAAAAAAAUAUGGAAGAGAUUUUAUCGCAUUAUGGAUACUGUUUUGAGCACACGCUCAGACAAUUGUUAUUCAUCCACAGAUUAUCUUUCAUUUUAGCAAUGACAUAAUCAUCUUGUGCAAUCAUUAGGUCUAAUUACUUCACAUCAAAUUUACGAUGACUUGUCUGUGCACAUAUGAAUUCAAUGAUGAUGUGAAUGUGUUAUAUCACAUCGACUGUAUUAGUUAAUCAAUUGACUCAAGCCACUCAACAACUGAAAGCUUCGUGUAAACGAACUUAUUCUACCACAUUCAUUUGAUUGUAUGCUUUUGUGACCAGAUUGUAAUCUAUUCUCGUUCUCACCUGUUAACUGAUUUUCAAACUUUUUGGUCUGUCAGUCGUAGCUUCGUCUCUGUUCAUUCAUUGAUUAAUCAUUACGUAAAGUGAAGACGAGUAUUUAAGAUUUGUAACGAACAUUUUAGAUUCUUUUGAUCAUAAUUUUAACACACAUAGCACGACCAAAGUUUCUAACUGAUUUCUUGCCUAUAUCAAUUAAAACUAGAUUCGUCUAACGUGAAAAUCUUUGAUCUCUCAAUGUUGAUGAGAAGAAACACUGAGUCAAGCUAAUUGAACGUUGAUGAACUGAUUAAAAAAAUAAUAAUUUAUAGAUAGAUGGAUAGAUAGAUCUGUUAUAAGGAUAUUUCACGCCACCAAGCUACAUAUAAUUUUAUUGACUAAUCAUAGAUAAGUUAAGGAAGAUGAGCCCCUUCAUGUGUGUAUACCUAUUCAACUGCUUCUGUAGAGAGAGUUUCAUAGUCUGUACUCAGAGGACUUUAUCCAUGCGUGUUGGUGAACAUGUACCAGCAUGGUUGGGAAAGGAGUCGUCAAGUCAAUUAAUGGCAGUAUCACUUCUCACUUGGUAGAUAGUGAACAUCAUAUGAAAAGAGAGAAAGUUUUCUCUGUUUUUUACCUAGUUCCGAAACAUCUACCUCAGCGAAAGCUAGAUUUCGGUUACACUACAUGACCGAAACCAUGUGGAUCAACUCCAGAAAACCAAACUUAUGUAUUGAGAAAAGGUUUAUACAGGCUCUUUGUUUACCUUGGCUCACGACUGGAUCACCGGAUAUUUAAAGUGAAUAUUAUAAAACACUUACACGUCCUACUUUCUUUUGAUUACUUCUAUCUUAAUCUUCACAUCCAUCAUUCGAAAUUCGUUUUUUGUAAUCACCUGGAUAACACACCUCUUAAUGCGUAUUGUAUUCACACAACAAUAUUGUAAUGAUUACUAUUGUUGUCCCUUCUGCAAAUAUCAAUCCAUCGUCUCUGAUUUCAUUGUUCAUACAUUUUCACAUCAAUUGCGUCCCGUUCCGGACCUUUCGUUAUCGGUCUUAUACUGAAAUACACUCAAUGUCCGAUCAUCGUUAUAUACUACUUACAUGGAUAUAAGUAAAGUUAUUUGAACGUUGAUGAACUGAUCAUACAUAUAAAUCAUAAUUAGUAGAUAGAUGGAUAGAUAGAUAUGUGGAUAGAUUGGUUAUCACGAUGAAUGAAAUAAGUCGUUGAUUCGUCAAUUUGUACCCUGUGUAAACUGUGACAAAAUACGCAACACUUGUUGCUCAUCUGAUAAGUUGGUAACGAUUUCACAUCGAUUACAAUCUAGACCAUCUAUUUUUACAAAGACAGUUUCAAGUUUGUGUAAAUGUUGAUCCUUGAAAAAAUAAACAUGUUUACCGACUUCCAACACGUAUUUCAGUUACACCACAAGGUUCUCUCUCAUUAUUUCUGUUUUCCACAGAUCAUGAAAUAUCUUGUCAUCUUGGAGAGAUGUGAUAAGAUUCUGUAAAUUUGGUUGUGUUAUUUUGAGUAAUUCGUGGGUUGUUAUAUAAACUCGUAUCGUAUUCAGCUUGAUAUGAUUGAUCUUAAGUGUACAAUGAUAAAGGAUGAAACAUUAUUGUAAUCACAUGUACAAUUAAAACUACUUCGCUAAUUUACACGUUGUGUAUGUAUUUGAUCUGGUACGUUUAUUAUGUUCUCGGUCAUAUAUGGAUCGGUGUAUUGUAAUUUCUACUGAUGACCCAUUUAAGACGACUCACUGGUCAUUCACACGCGAGACCGAAUUCCUUGAUUUCCACAUUCGAAUGCGGGUCGUGGAUGCACAUUGUUGAGAAUUCUCAUAUUAGAGAAGACCUGCAGUCCAGUACCACCAGUUUCUCCAUGGAAGAUCACCUUUGAUCAGUUCGACAUUUAAACUGAUAAUCUGACAAAUUUUAUCGAGGGUAUGUUGAUUGUAUAGAAAAUAUGUUUACAGAUUCAAAAAAUUGAACUCCAUUCAUAGUUCAGAUAAAUUUAUACAUCAGAUGGGAUGCGACAUCGAAUUCUCUGCCAUAAGUCUAAUAUGAUAAUUGUGAAAAGUAAAGGUUAGUACAACAUGGCUCAAAUAAUAUUCUGCAGACUUUCUACAACUGACAUACAGCGUUAUAGUUCACACUUGAAGCGCAAAGCUAAAUCACUAUUUCUUAAAUAGGAAGUGCAAAUAAGCUUCAUGAAACUGUGAGAGGAUUUGUUCACACACAUUGGUGAAGUGACCACUCUCAGCGAAUUCUGAGUCUUCAUUUCAUAAACGGAGAAUAAGUUCUUUAAGAAAAUGUUCUUAUCGAACAUACAUAUUCAGUGAGAUUUGUUGACAACAACUGAAAGAUCAAUAUUCAAAAACAAUCAACUACUUUUCCAAAGCUCACUCUACUAUUCAGCUGCACAUGUAUACAUAUUUUGUAAUUCACAAGCUAUUCAUUGAAAUAAAAUUGUCGCUGUCCUCCAGUUGACUCAUUACUUACUUACUUACUUUCGCC